AUGGUCUACUACCCUGAUGGUUGCGACGCCCCAGAUGGUGGCAGCGAUUGGAUAUCCGUCGGUCUAGUUCUUCGUCACACCGCUGCCACGGAUUUCAAGAUAAGAUGCACCUUUAGCUUACUGGACCAUGCGGGAAAACCGAUGCCGAGAUACACGACAUCAUGUCAGACACGGACAUGCUUUCACAAAGGAGACGGGAUCGCGUCUCCAACAUUCAUCAAAAAGGAGGAAUUGGAGGAGUCCCCAUCUCUUAUUGGCGAUUGUUUCAGUGUCAAGUGUGAUGUCACCGUCACCAAGUUCCGCAUGGAGUACACAGCGCGACAGUUCGUCAUGGUACCAACCUCCAACAUACAUGAACAAUUUAGCCGCAUCCUUGUAACCGCCGAGGUGGCGGAUGUGAUUUUCGAGGUCUCUUGUGAGACGUUUGCUGCACACCGGUGCUUGCUCGCUCCUCGCUCCUCGGUAUUUAUGGAGCAGUUCCUUCAGAAUGUCCAACCACGCGUGCGGAUCAAUGACAUGAACCCCAGGGUUUUUCGGGCAUUGCUUCACUUUAUCUACACCGACUUCGUGCCCGAGGUAGAUGAUGAUGAAACCAUGGAGAUGGCUCAAGCUUUAUUUGUCGCCGCAGAUAGAUAUAACCUUCAGAAGCUCAAGUUGGUCUGUGAGAAGACAUUGUGCAACUGCAUUGACACAAGCAUGGUGGCAACUGCACUGUUGUUUGCUGAGAAACAUGGUUGCGUUGAGCUCAAGAAGGCAUGCCUGAAGCUGCUCUCGUCCUUUCAAAACCUAAAGGCAAUCAGAGAGACUGAUGACUUCAAGAACCUGAAGGCCGCUCAUCCAAAUAUUCUAGAGGAGUUAGUUGCCAAUGUUAACACUCCUUGA
This is a messenger RNA of Triticum turgidum subsp. durum (durum wheat), 882 nucleotides long. Lineage: Eukaryota; Viridiplantae; Streptophyta; Magnoliopsida; Poales; Poaceae. The record is from the annotation of a GenBank genome assembly.